UCUCGCCGCGCGCACAAGCAAGCGAUCCCCACUCAUAGCGUCCCGACUGCACACCAGCACGAGAGGGGGAGAAAACUUUCCUAAAACUUUUUUUAUCGCCAUUAUCUCGCUUCUUCUCACACAGAGCCGGCGUCCCCGUGAAUCUCCUCAUGCGAAGAAACAGUUUAACAAGUAACUUGCCUUUACGACACGGUUUGAAUAUGCGCGCGCGUUUGUAGAGCUGGUCUUUUGCAGUUUUGCUCUGGUUUUUCUUAGCAGAGUGGCUACUUUUAACGAAGAGCGCAAAGUCCUGACUGCUUGCCUGUUUGAUUCUGUUAUCUGUUCCACAUUCGCGGGAGUGUUUCGCUCGCUAUUUUUUUUUUUAGAGGACGGGUUUUUAUUGCUCAAGAAAAUUCAGGUCGCGAGAAUCGAGCGUUGAAGAGAAGUGAAGAAGUUUAAACGCAGAAAGACGCCGCAUCUCCACGAGGAAAUCCGAAGUGGGAAUCGAAGAUAUCUUGUGACUGAGUUUAAUUUGUUACUUGUUUUUAAUCACUUUUCGUUGCUGCUCAGUUGCUUGUAGUAGUCAGCGAUGAAGAUGAUUGUUGCAUUCACUCUAUGGAUGUCGGUGGUGAUUUUGGCGUCGGCUCAGGCAGAUCAGAAGAAGAACUGUAAUGAAGUCAGAACUGCCUACAGUUCGAAAGGCUUUAACGUCAAUGAUGUUCCCAACAAAGGAGUGCAGGGAGCCCAUCUGAAAGUGUGUCCUCAAGGUUUCUCCUGCUGUACUCUGGAGAUGGAGGAGAAGUUGAGUCAGCAGAGCCGUACGGACCUGAAAGCCCCCGUCCAUCAGCUUAGCUCCAACCUGCAGAGCACCUUCACCCAGAGACACCGUCACUUUGACCAGUUCUUUAGAGAGCUGUUGAACAAUGCUGAGAAAUCCCUUCACGACAUGUUCGUGCGGACUUACGGCUUGAUGUACGUGAAGAACGCGGAGCUAUUCAAGCAUUUCUUCCACGAGCUAAGCCGCUACUAUGCCCACGGGAGCAGCGCUGUCAACCUGGAUGACAUGCUGGCGGACUUCUGGGCAGAGCUUCUGGAGCGCAUGUUCCGAUUAGUCAACGUUCAGUACGAGUUCACCGACUCGUACAUGGAGUGCGUCAGCAGGCACAUGGAGCAGCUCAAGCCCUUCGGCGAUGUUCCUCGCAAACUCCGCCUGCAGCUGACCCGUUCCUUCAUCGCGGUUCGCACAUUCACCCGCGGCCUAGCGCUCAUGCCUGAGGUGGUGGGCAAAGUGUCCACGGUGAGUGCUUCACCGAGCUGUGUGCGAGCAGCUAUGAAGAUGUUGUACUGCCCGUACUGUACUGGCCAGGUGGCACUGAAGCCCUGUAAGAACUACUGUCUCAACGUCAUGCGCGGCUGCCUGGCCAAUCAGGCAGACCUGGACACAGAAUGGAAUAACUUCCUGGAUGCCAUGUUGGGUCUUGCUGAGAGACUGGAGGGGCCCUUUAACUUCGAGUCAGUCAUGGAUCCUAUAGAUGUGAAGAUUUCAGAUGCCAUCAUGAAUAUGCAGGAGAACAGCAUACAGGUUUCGCAGAAGGUGUUCCAAGGUUGUGGUCAGCCCAAACCCAACAGUGCCUUCCGCACCCGGCGCUCAACUAGAGACUCAGGGUUCCCUGGCCGUUUCCGCCCCUACAGCCCUGAUGCCAGACCUACCACUGCAGCUGGCACCAGCCUGGACCGACUGUUGACGGAUGCCAAAAAGAAACUGAAGCACGCUAAGAAGUUUUGGUCCACCCUGCCGGACACGGUGUGUGUAGGAGAUAGGGUUGCACCAGGUGAUGAGUGCUGGAAUGGCACAGCCAAAAGCAGGUACGAAUCUGUCGUCAUGGGCAGUGGCUUGGCCAAUCAGGUGUCUAAUCCUGAUGUGGAAGUUGACAUUACCAAACCAGACAUAGUGAUUCGCCGGCAGAUUGCAGUCUUGAAAGAAAUGACCAGCUGGCUGAAGGCGGCCUACACUGGCACUGACAUCUCAUUUGUCAAUGAGGAUGCUGGCAGCGGAGAGGAAAGUGGAAGUGGCUGCGACUCGCCCCCUUGCGAAAAAGACGAUGACAUCUACUUCUCCACACCAACACCUGUUAAACCACGCUUCAACAAGCCUCAAAAUGGGGAGCAACCCUCUAGUGGAAACCAGUUGGCACCCUGCAGCCUGGCACUUGCCUUGGCAGCACUCCUGCUGGCCCUGCUCACCCCUCACACAAGAUAAGAUCAGUCGAGCGAGGAAAAAGACGAGUGUUUGUACGAAUUUGAAAGAGAGAGUAGAAAACUGCCACAGGACAUUACAGAGUCUGCUCUCAGGAUCACCGUCUGCCUGCCAUUUGGGGAAGACACUCAAGUUAUUAAUUUUCAAAUAACUUCCCUUCAGUGUAUUUUUGUUUGUGUUUAUAAGAACGGACUUCCUUUGUGUACAACUGUACGUUUCCAUGCAGCAUUACACAAUCCCUUUUGUUAAAUCUUUCAGCUGAGUUUUAUUCCUCUGUGAUUUUAACGUUCAGAAUCAACUGUUCCUCAUGAUUGUUAUUUUCGGUUAUGGCUCUAAAUGAAUGUUAGUGACUGCCGUGUGUUUGAAAGUAGGUCAGACUGUGUGGAUGGAUGUGUGUUUGUGUAGAUCUGUGUGUGUGAAUGGCUGUAUAUAUCAUCUGAGCGCUUUCCCUAAGGUAAAUAAUUAAUCAACCUAUAUAACACAUGUAUAAACUGAUUUAAGCAAAGCUGUAUGAAGUAUUCAGACUUUUUAGACAGACUUUUUAACCCAUUUUGAGUGUGUGUGGGGUGUGCAUGUGUGCUUGGAGGCUUAGUUAGCUGCAAAUCACAUAUUAUUUCCUGGAUGUUAUUAAGGUAGAGAAAAACCACAUGUUGCCUUAGAUUCUUACAAGAAAAUGUGUGCAAACAGUGCUGACUUACGAAUGAAAUCAACGAGGCGUGGGCUCCCAGACAUGGAGAGGAAACAGUUGUUCAGCUGAUAGGUUUGAUUUAGUUUGUCAGGGAGUGAAUCAUAAUUUGCAUUUGGCAGGUUUUAGUUUUUGUAGGUCUUUUGUUUCCAAGCAAGAUUCACUGCCCAUUUCAUAGCAUCCCAAAUACUUUCAGUGGUUCAGCGAAUGUAUAACUUGAGAGUAUAGUCUUCACUAAUGACUUAAUUUUGUGCAUUGUGUGUCAUGAAGAAGGAGCUUUGGUUUGGUAAGGUCUAUUUGAUCUGUAAGUUGAGCCGUUGAUGAAAAGGCCCCUCAAAGAAGGCAGAACUAACAAUGAUCCUUCAUGUGGAUAGACAUGUAUAGACAUGCAUUCUGCAUAAUGUGGACUGUAUGGCCUGAGUAAAGUUGCUAUGUAAUAUGUGGACACAUUAUGAACUAAUAGGAGAACCAACUGGACAAGAGUGUAAACUACAGAUGGCUUCAGUCUGAGCUGUCAAGAUGGAAAUGAAUAAUGAUGAAAUUUACACAGGGUUUUAUGUGGAGGUGUUUAUUUUGCUAGAAGUUUAUUGUAAGGUAUUAAUGGUGGUAUAAAACCAUAUAAAAGGUACUGCAGCAAAUUUCACUCGACCAGAAUGGCAACCGGUGCUGAUUUGAGUGUGUGGGUGGCUACUUUGAUUUCUGUCAAUUGUUUAUUUUUUGUUGCUUUCUACGUUUGAUCUUUUCCCAUUCCCAGCAGAUUUCAUCUGAUAGUUAAUCUAAUUCAGCAUCGGUACAGUAUUUGAAACCAUUCCUCAUAUAGAGCAAUAGAUAGUGUGUGUGGUACGAUUCAACACUAAAACAACUGUUUUGUAUGUUUUUAUGCUUUUUAAUCGAUGUAGCUAUGCAUGUGGGUUCCCAUUCAAAUGUCUGGCAAGUACAAAACGCUUUCCACCCACCUCUCAGAAAACUAUUCCCCACUCACUGUUGUACAGUAAGUUAUUUAACCACAUCUCUUUUCUUUUUUUUUUCUUUUUUUUUUUUUUUUUAAUGGCAUUCGCAAACAUGCUUUCAGAUUGUUUUCCUAGGUAUCUUAUUUCAGUAUUCAAAAUAUUUAUGUAGGUGAAUGCAUUCUAAUGAUUUCACAAUUUAACUGAUGGUUUUUUAUUGGCUUCAGAUUUCAUGUUAUGUAAUAUUUAGAUUUUGUAAACCAAGCUACCAUAAGCAGUUUUUAUUUUUCAUUAUAGUUUUAUGAAAGGGGAGUGUGAAAAUUGUACAAGCUGAUGCAAGGACAGGGCUGGCCAUAAGUCCUUGAUUGUUCCUGAUGUCACAUGCACUUUUAUUAUUGGCAUUCAGAUACCUCACAGCAAGAGAGUUUUAAUCAUAUCUGCAACAAGCAUUUGAGCCUAAAUGCUAUUUGAUUAAUUCAUUUGAUAUGGAUGUGCCUAUGGAUGAAUGGCCAGUCCUAUGACAUGAAAACAAACUUGUCAGGAGCCUGGAAACAGUGACGAUCUCUGUAUGGCAGUAAUGUUCCUCACCUCAAAUUGGUUGUGUUUUUCCAGGCCGAUGUGUUAUGUGUGCCAUGAAUAGGAAGGAAUGUGUUUUCAGUCCUUUCGUAUGAUCCAAAGCUUCCCACUAUCACAUGUUAAAAUGGAUUUGAAAUUAAAGACCAGGAAAGUAAGUGUCUUGUUCAUAACAACUAGUAUAUGUUGAGCUACUCUCAGUCAAUGUGAAGAUGACAUGGACACUUGAUUGCAGAGGAUCGCUUUCCUAAUCCAAUGUCAUCUUAGUCUGAAUACUGAACUUCAGAUGGACUGAUUGCAGUUGCUAUUUUCCUGCAGCCCUGUACAUCAGUGGAGUUAUCUUUGAUGAGGAGUAAGAGAGACUGAAGAAAGAAAAGAAGAGAAUUGUAAAUAAUGAGCAGUCAUUUUAGUGGUCUCUGAGAGAUGUUCAUCAGAUUUUACCCAUUCAGAGUAUCUGCUUAAUUUGGGCAAAACGAAGAGAUAGAUGCUAAAAAUGUAAGAGAAGUUAUAUUAAAUGUUUCCUAGUCUUGUUGCAAUAAAGACUGCAGAUAUUUAAA
Myxocyprinus asiaticus (Chinese sucker) is the source of this 4998-nucleotide messenger RNA. RefSeq names its product glypican-6-like. Gene Ontology annotation, cellular component: synapse; cell surface; extracellular region. Gene Ontology annotation, molecular function: protein binding. Lineage: Eukaryota; Metazoa; Chordata; Actinopteri; Cypriniformes; Catostomidae. The record is from RefSeq and is a predicted model, not a curated record. The coding region runs from base 569 to 2239 and encodes 556 amino acids. Gene Ontology annotation, biological process: regulation of signal transduction; regulation of protein localization to membrane; cell migration. The transcript is spliced from 9 exons.